GCGAGCGGCGGUGGAGGGCCGGAAGCAACAACUUUAUAUGGCUCGUGUCUGACAACAUGCACCACCAGUGGCUGCUGCUAGCUGCAUGCUUUUGGGUGAUAUUCAUGUUCAUGGUUGCUAGCAAGUUUAUCACAUUGACUUUUAAAGACCCAGAUGGCUAUGGUGCCAAGCAAGAGCCAUUGAUACUGACAGCUGUGACAAAAGUGGAGGAGGUACAUGUGCCAGAGGGAAAACAUUGGCCUGAAGAAUUCCAGCCAACUGGAAAAGCUUUUUCUGGAAAUCUGAUCCACCAACCCCUGGUUCAUAUGGAAAGACUUGAGCUUCUCAGGAAUGUCUGCAGAGACACCGCGUUGAGAAAUCUCUCUCACACUGCAGUUUCCAAAUUCGUCUUGGACCGAAUAUUUGUGUGUGACAAACACAAGAUCCUGUUUUGUCAGACGCCAAAAGUGGGCAACACUCAGUGGAAAAAAGUCUUGAUCGUUCUAAAUGGAGCAUUUUCUUCCAUAGAAGACAUCCCAGAAAAUAUUGUUCAUGAUCAUGAGAAGAAUGGCCUUCCACGCUUGUCCUCCUUCAGUGACUCUGAAAUUAAAAAACGACUGAAUUUAUACUUCAAGUUUUUUAUUGUUAGAGACCCAUUUGAAAGACUUAUUUCUGCAUUUAAAGACAAGUUUGUGCACAAUCCUCGGUUUGAACCUUGGUACAGGCAUGAAAUUGCUCCUGGCAUCAUUCGUAAAUAUAGAAAGAAUCGCACAGAGACCAAAGGGCUGCAGUUUGAGGAUUUUGUGCGCUAUCUGGGUGACCCUAACCACCGAUGGCUGGAUGUUCAGUUUGGAGACCACAUCAUUCAUUGGGUAACGUAUGUGGAACUUUGUGCCCCCUGUGAAAUCACGUAUAGUGUGAUCGGACACCAUGAAACUCUGGAGGACGAUGCUCCAUAUAUCUUGAAAGCAGCCGGCAUAGACCAUCUGGUAUCAUACCCCACGAUUCCACCAGGCAUAACAGUGUACAACAAAACAAAAGUAGAGCGGUAUUUUUCGGGAAUUAGCAAGAGAGACAUAAGGCGCCUCUAUGCACGGUUUGAAGGCGAUUUUAAACUCUUUGGUUAUCGGGAGCCAGAUUUCUUACUUAACUGAUACCUUAGAAUAAGCUCUGAAGACGUGUCUCAUGGAUUAAUCUAAACCUGCGUGAAUACCAGCUGCAACACUGACAGAGCUGAGAAUGACCAUUUGUUUUCUAGUUUUUUGAUGUUGCUCCAUUUUUCAGUGAAAUAUUUGUCAUAUGAACAAGUAGGGGCUUAUAGUUGUUGUUUACUGACCAUGUUUUCAGUAUGUGACAUUGCAAUCUGUUAGGAAUGAAGUCUCUGUUAUCUGAAAUACAGAAUUUCACUUCUCCCCUCUUCCCUCCAGGAAAAAAGAGGGAGAAUGAAUGGGCUGUGAUCUUCCCCUCCCUCUCGCAGACAGAAUGCCAUUUUUAAAAUGCUGUGAAGUAUUUAUAAAGACAGCAAUUUCACUGUAGGUUAACGCUGACAUGUGGGUGAACUUGAUGAUUCAUGCUCAUGAGAAAGGCAUGUAGUCUCCCAUGAGCUUUGAAAAUGAGAGGCCAGUACAGGACUAAAAAUUGAUUAAAUGCUUGACAAGUAAAAUCAUCUAGGUUCUGUCAUGUGGCUGCUAUAAUAACAGUAAUGCUGAUCUAAUCCCAUUUUUGUUUGUCACAAAAUGAACCUAAUUAGACAGAAGCUUUAGAGGUGUUAAAAAAAGGACUGGUUCCAGAGCCCGGUUGUCUUUGUGUUUUUGUCAAGUGUUUACUGUACUUACUGCUGGUCUAUUUAGCCUCAUAAUUCUACUUCUGAUUUUCAAAAUAUUAUUUAACUCCUGGCUAUGUAAGUUAUCUGAGAACACCAGAUGCAAAUGGGGCAUAGAAGAAAUAUGAAACUGCUAGGGAAACUUUAAGGAAAAUUAAUUUAAAAUAAAGUAUCAAUUGUAUUUGCAGGAGCACAUAUAGAAGUCACGAGAUGCUCUCUAAAUAUCAUACAAUUGAACUUGUUUUGUCUCCUAACAAUUAAGAUUAAUAAAGAAGCCCCAAAAGCGGGUUGUCAUAUAAAAGAGCUGCUAGAGUUACUUGGAUUAACAAUCUACCUUUUUCUUAUAUCCAGCCUUGCUCAAUGUUCAGUACCUCAGAGAACAGAAAAUUUACCCCCCUCUGAAAAUUCAUCUCCCUACUGCUAAAGGAGACAGGAUGAAUCCCUGAUUUUUCCAGUGAUUCACUGCCAUGGUGUCCCGACUCAAAAAUGCCAAACAAUUGUGUAACCAAUGGGGUGAGUUGGCAACUUGCCAGGACUUUGAAUGUCACUUAAAUUUAUGUACCCAUUUUAAUGCAUUAAAAAAAGAAAAACAGAACUGAAUGGAUGCAGCCAUCAUAUUUGCCUGUGCUUGCAUUGUGUCUCAUAAAGACCAGUCUCUUGUUUGAGUUCACCAGCAAUAAAAAUCAGUGCGCUGCCACCUCAUCCUGCAGGCCAUGCAAGAGAGAGACCAUGUAUCUGAAAUACAGGAAUUGCUCUGUCACAGUGAGCAUGUGAACUGUUUUUAAAUCUUAGUCCUAAAGUAUUAAUUUUCAGUUCAGCAUAACAUUGCUGGCUAGAAAUGCUAAUGAUGCCCAGUGCUAUGGAAUCUGCUCUUAAAUGCAGCCACAGUAUGUUUUUGAUAGCUUCCUGUAUCAACACAAGGAAGCAUCUUGCACUUGUGAAAAAAGAAAGCUGUGCCAAGCUGACAUGUGCUGCUACCCACAAAAAGGAAGCCCUGUUGUAGCUGGAAGUGAUUUCAGAAAGAUCUCAACAGACUAAUUGAAAUAAGGGAGAAUCAUUAACUGGGCAUCGUUAGCAAGAGAAUAGUCAAGGUGGCAAAGCUGAAAGGUGGGAUUUUUUCAAAAUUUUUUUUUUUUUUUAAAAAAAACCCCAACAAUUACAGUGCCCUAACUUUUUAGUUCUUAACCAAUGAUAAAAAGAUGUUAACGGCUCCAGGUUUUUCUGUGGUUUUCUUAAUAUGGGAACUUAGCAAAAUGUACUGUUAAACGCAUUUUGGAGCUAAUGAGCUGAUUGAUUACCUCUCUGCCGAUUUAAAAUGUAACAGCGAAUAAUGUAUAGUGAAUUCAGGCCUUAAAGUUUAAUUUUAAUAAAGAUAAAGUAGAAUUGUUUUCCUCUGAAAGCAUAAGCUACUGAUCACACAGAAAGCCAAUGUAUGUUUUUAUUUUUCUUGGUAAAUUACUGUAUUGAUUUCUUAAAAGUUGCCAGGUGGAAAGUGCUAUGUAAAUAUUAAGUAAUAACAUGUUUUUCUAAUAGUCUUCUCUGCGUUGCGUUCUCUCAGGCAUCUGACAAUAAAUGUGGACAGAGCUAUG
This is a messenger RNA of Gavia stellata (red-throated loon), 3390 nucleotides long. RefSeq names its product carbohydrate sulfotransferase 10 (gene CHST10). Bases 57 to 1133 code for a protein of 358 amino acids. The record is from RefSeq and is a predicted model, not a curated record. NCBI's taxonomy places the organism in Eukaryota, Metazoa, Chordata, Aves, Gaviiformes, Gaviidae. The transcript has 6 exons. Gene Ontology annotation, biological process: proteoglycan biosynthetic process; carbohydrate biosynthetic process. Gene Ontology annotation, cellular component: membrane. Gene Ontology annotation, molecular function: sulfotransferase activity.